GCAGCUGUGCUACAAAUACAGCACAUGGUAGCAUUGGGUAGCUGCUCGUAGCGACGGACACCACGGAGUUUGUCUUAACUCUCAGCUUACAAGUUAAAAGUUUUACAACUUUUACUUUGGGAACUGUUAGUUUUAAAAGGCCAACAACUUUGAAAUCUUUUGUCUUAGUACAAGGUUGUGAGCGAGCAUCAAAUCGAGAGUUUGAGGGUUUUUAAAAACACUUGUCCCCCUCCGUCUGCAGCAGCUACACAGAAGUUAACAUGUCGACCGGCACAAAUCAAGUUAAAAGCUGCCCCAUCCCCACCAGGGUGCUCACCCUGAAGGACUGGUCCCAGCUACCCGACUGUUACAGCCAGACACCCGGUGGGACCCUCUUCUCCACCACGCCAGGAGGCACCCGCAUCAUCUAUGACAGGAAGUUUCUGUUGGAUUGUCGAAACUCCCCUCUUGCCCGGACCCCCCCAUGCUGUCUGCCCCAGAUCCCGGGGGUAACAGUACCUGCUACACACCCCAUGGGGAAAUUGCAGGAUCUCAAAGAGGAGGCCGAGGAGGAAGAGAAGGACAUUGCAGAUGACAACCAGUUUGAGAUGGACAUCUGAGUCUCCAGUAUUACCUCCUGUGGAGAGUUAUUGGUUAAAACACCUCCAAGGUUUUUGAUAACCGUAAUGCAUUACAUUUAAAGCUUUUUUUUUUUUUCAACUUUUUUUUUUUUUUUUUAACAAAAGCUUUUGAGAGGAACCAAAAAGAACGGCAAAGCUAGGAAAUGGUAGGGUGUUUUUGACCCUAAAACAAGUGUGUUAAGCAAGGAAAUGGUAUUAAAUGGUUUGAUUGGUUACUCACUCACUUCAGAGCUGCAGCAGGAUUGAAAAACAUCCAUUUUGAUUUCACUUUUUUUAUCUUUUGUAAAUAAGAAAAUUUACUAUGUAGCCUAUUUUUUAAGUUGGGGGAAUAGAAGAUGAUUACAUUAAGACAUGUAAAGUAGGGUUUUUCACUGCAGGCAUCAGUUUUGUUUUGUAUUUCCCUCCCAAAAAGGAAGUCUAACUUUCUUUGUGUUGGGCAAACAAGUGUCUCCUAAUUUUGGGGGUCAGGGCUUAUUGAAAAUCAGCUCCAACUGAUUUGUAUGGAGGGAGAGAUGAAAUGUGAAUAAUUUCAAAUAAAGGCUAUUCAAACAGUCA
Seriola aureovittata is the source of this 1175-nucleotide messenger RNA. It is a transcript of the gene eif4ebp3l, whose product is annotated as eukaryotic translation initiation factor 4E binding protein 3, like. Lineage: Eukaryota; Metazoa; Chordata; Actinopteri; Carangiformes; Carangidae. The record is from RefSeq and is a predicted model, not a curated record. The coding region runs from base 261 to 599 and encodes 112 amino acids. The transcript is spliced from 3 exons. Gene Ontology annotation, molecular function: eukaryotic initiation factor 4E binding. Gene Ontology annotation, biological process: negative regulation of translational initiation. Gene Ontology annotation, cellular component: cytoplasm.